UUGGAGCUACAACCAAAGAAACUGCUUACUCAUUGCAUAAUCCUUCUAUUUGCCCAGAGCUACAUGUAGUCCAGAAACCCUGUCCUGUGAGGUCAUUACAGAAGGCAUCCAGAAAGGACUGGACAAGGAAGGGCAGCGGCAGGAGAACAAGGGUCCUCCAGGAUGGAGGUACACAACGUGUCUGCCCCCUUCAACUUCUCCCUGCCUCCAGGCUUCGGCAAGCGCCCCACAGACCUGGCACUGAGUGUUCUCCUGGUGUGCAUGCUCCUCUGCAUUAUGCUUGCACUGGGUUGCACCAUGGAGUUCAGCAAGAUCAAGGCUCACCUCUGGAAGCCUAAGGGGCUGGCUACUGCCAUGGUGGCUCAGUAUGGCAUCAUGCCCUUCUCUGCCUUCAUGCUGGGCAAGGUCUUCCGGCUGAACAAUAUUGAGGCACUGGCCAUCCUGAUCUGCGGCUGCUCACCUGGGGGGAACCUGUCCAAUGCCUUCAGUCUGGCCGUGAAGGGAGACAUGAACCUCAGCAUCGUGAUGACCACCUGCUCCACCUUCUGUGCCCUGGGCAUGAUGCCUCUCCUCUUGUUCAUCUAUUCCAAAGGAAUACACUAUGGCGACCUGAAGGACAAGGUGCCCUACAAAGGCAUCAUGGUAUCACUGGCCAUCGUUCUCAUUCCUUGCACAACAGGAAUCAUCCUCAAAUCCAAAUGGCCACAGUAUGUACCCUAUGUCAAAAAGGGAGGAAUGAUCAGUACUUUCCUUAUCAGUGUGGCUGUCACGGUCCUGUCUGUCUUAAACGUGGGCAAGAGCAUCAUGUUUGUCAUGACACCACACCUGCUGGCCACCUCUGCCCUGAUGCCCCUCAUUGGCUUUCUGUUCGGCUACAUUCUCUCUGCUCUCUUCUGCCUCAAUACACAGUGCAGACGCACUGUCAGCAUGGAAACUGGAUUCCAAAAUGUUCAACUCUGUUCUACCAUACUCAAUGUGACCUUUAAGCCUGAAGUCAUUGGGCCACUUUUUUUCUUUCCUCUCCUCUACUUCAUUUUCCAACUUGGAGAGGGAUUUCUCUUUAUUAUCACCUUUCGGUGCUAUGAGAAAAUCAGGCCCUCCAAGGACAAAACAAAAGCAAUCUACACAGUUGCCCCAACUGAAGAAGCAAUUCCAAGAGCUAUGGAAAAUGGCAUCCAUAAAGAGUACCACCCCCAAGCCUAGCCCUUUCAAUGGCAUGGAUUCUGGCCAGAUGGCAAGUCAAUAAAUCAGUACAGUAAACAACAGAGCAGCAAAAAGGAAACGAACACCAGGCUUUGGAGUCUUUGGCACUUCCAGAAAACCUUACUUUCAGCAAACCAAUCGGCAGAAUCAUCAAGCUUUGGUCUGAAGGACAGGAAGGUGUUAUCUAACCAGGAAGCCUCACUGAUCCCAAGCUCAGGAUUUGGUAUUUGUUUCAAAAAUAAAAGACUUGCUCAAUGACUAAUAAACUCUAAGAAGGCAAAAACUAAA
Messenger RNA from Heterocephalus glaber (naked mole-rat), 1491 nucleotides. RefSeq names its product solute carrier family 10 member 1 (gene Slc10a1). The record is from RefSeq and is a predicted model, not a curated record. NCBI's taxonomy places the organism in Eukaryota, Metazoa, Chordata, Mammalia, Rodentia, Bathyergidae. Gene Ontology annotation, cellular component: membrane. Gene Ontology annotation, molecular function: bile acid:sodium symporter activity. Gene Ontology annotation, biological process: bile acid and bile salt transport.